Messenger RNA from Calliphora vicina (urban bluebottle blowfly), 2639 nucleotides. RefSeq names its product phospholipase A2 activator protein (gene Plap). The coding region runs from base 94 to 2460 and encodes 788 amino acids. Gene Ontology annotation, molecular function: ubiquitin binding. The transcript has 7 exons. The record is from RefSeq and is a predicted model, not a curated record. Gene Ontology annotation, cellular component: nucleus; cytoplasm. Gene Ontology annotation, biological process: proteasome-mediated ubiquitin-dependent protein catabolic process; ubiquitin recycling. NCBI's taxonomy places the organism in Eukaryota, Metazoa, Arthropoda, Insecta, Diptera, Calliphoridae.
UUAGAGAUUGCAAUUAAAAGGGAAAACUUUGUGUGUGUUCUAUACAUUAAUACUUACUACUACAGCUGAAAGUUAUACCAUUUAAAUUACAAAAUGUCUUAUUCACUAGACGAAUACAAAUUAAGCUGUGAGCUAGUGGGUCACAGUAUGGAUGUACGUUCAGUAGCCACUGGAGAAUUUUACCCCGAAGUUGGUCAACCAAUUAUAUCGGGUUCCAGAGAUAAAACUACAAAAAUAUGGAAGCCUUUAGAUGAAAGCUACAUUGAAGGGGUUACAUUGCAGGAUCAUAAAAACUUUGUAUCCUGUGUGUAUUACCUCACACGGGAAGGUUGGUUGUGCACGGGCAGCAAUGAUGCCACAGUGUGUAUUUAUAAGGAGGACAGUUUGGUACCCAUGCUGACCUUAAAAGGCCAUGAAUCGACUGUGUGCUCUAUAUCGGACGGAAUUCAUGAGCAGACUUUGAUUACCGGCAGUUGGGAUAAAACCGCACGAGUUUGGUCUAUAGAUAUAGAAAAUGGAGGUAUUAAGUUUAUUGAGUUAAAGGGCCAUGAAGCAGCUGUGUGGGCCGUUACUUCUUUGACCGAAAGUAAACGGUUUGUCACCGCAUCGGCCGACAAGAACAUAAUCUACUGGAAUAAGAAAGGAGAAAAGUUACGCAUGCUCAAAGGUCACACAGAUUGUGUUAGAGGCUUAAUACCUUUAUGCACUGGUGGCCUUAUAUCAUGUUCCAAUGAUGCCAUUAUCCGUGUGUGGGAUGAAGAUGGUGAUUGUGUAAAGCAAUUGAGUGGUCAUACCAAUUAUAUUUAUGCUGUUGCUCAACAACAUAAAUUUUACAGCGAUUGUAUAGUAUCCUGUGGCGAAGAUAGUACCUUACGCAUGUGGAAUAUAACAACAGGACAAGAAGUAGGAGCCCCUCUAGUGCACCCAGCUCAAUCUGUGUGGUCGGUGGCUUGUCUCCAGAAUGGGGAUUUAGUUACGGGCAGCAGUGAUGGUGUGGUUAGAGUGUUUACCAAAAAUCCCAAACGUAUGGCCAGCGAACCAGUGCUGAAAGCCUAUCAGUUGGCCGUGGAAACGAGAAAACAACAAAUGUCUGAAGAACUUGGCGGUGUAAAAAAGACUGAUCUUCCGGGACCUGAAGCUUUACUUACCAAUGGCACACGAGAGGGUCAAACUAAAAUGGUUAGACAUGCGGAUGGUUCGGUUAAAUGUUAUAGUUGGGAAUUAGGAAAAUGGAAUUUAGUGGGUGAUGUUACGGGAGCUUCGGGAGGAUCCCAAGCUUCAUCUGGUAAAACCCUAUACGAGGGAAAGGAGUAUGAUUAUGUAUUCUCUGUGGAUAUUUCGGAUACAGAGCCUCCAUUAAAGCUACCCUAUAAUAGCGGUGAAGAUCCUUGGAUUGCUGCUCAAGCUUUUAUACAUCGCAACAAUUUACCUCAGGCUUAUUUAGACCAGGUGGCAAAUUUCAUUGUCAAAAAUUCCAGCAAUGCUCCUGUACAACCUACAGCUACAACUACAGGCUUUCAAGAUCCAUUUACUGGUGGCAAUCGUUAUGUGCCCGGCUCAAGCAAUAGCAACUUCCAAUCGCUGGGCAAUACUGAUCCAUUCACCGGAGGUUCUAGUUAUACCACCGCAGCCGCUAAUCAAGCAACACCAAAAGUGGAUGUGAAUUUUGUUAAAGGCGAUAAACAUUUUCCCGUUAGAGUAUAUUUAACAUUCGAUAAUUGUGAUGCUUCUAAAGUUUUGGAAAAACUCAAAGAAUUUAAUAAUAAACUGCCAGCAACCAACGAAAAAGUAUCUGAUAAUCUAUUAGAAUCUGUAAUAAGAUUAGCUGACGCCACACCGGAUGUUGAUCAAAUUGCUAUAGAGGCGUUGCUAAUACUGUUAAGAUGGCCAAGUGAAUUACUUUUCCCCGUCAUUGACAUUGUCCGUCUGGCCGUACGCAGUGAAGCGGUGUUUUCCGUUUUGAAUUCUAUGAAUUUUAUAGACCCUCUACUUCAACACUUAACAACUUCGGCACCCAAUCAACUGAUGAUUAUACGUUGUCUGGCCAACAUUAUGAAACAUGAGACGGGCAGGCAACAAGUCGACAAACGUUUGGUAGCAUUAAUCGAGCACAUUAAUGGCAUAAAAGCGGGCAGUAAUAAUUUACAAAUCGCUAUAGCAACAUUCUAUUUAAAUCUAACCAUAACUCAGACCACAUCAGUGGCAAAUGGUGAAAAGUGUCGCAUGGUCACCGAGGGUUUGGUGGAGUUUCUAAAGUGGGCCAUCGAUUUGGAGGCCUGCUAUCGAUCUAUGCAGGCUAUAGGCAAUUUAACUACCACACCUUUUGGCCAGGAGUCCUCUGCUUUAGUCAUAUCGGUGGACUAUGUUAUGGACAAAUUACGAGAACUAACGAACACACCACAGGCUGGUGUAUUUGCUAAAAUCAAUUCUGCUGGCACAGCAUUAUUAGCGGCAUUCUAAAUGCAGCUCUCUCUAUAAAAAAUAAAAGAAAAUGAGAAAAUAAUAAUAAAACUAAUAAUAAAUAGCUUUUUGAAUAAUUUUUUUCCAAUAAUCAUUUUAUGCCCAUAUUAAACAUCAACAUUAUAAUAUAAUCAUCUUAUUAACUUGGUUUAAAUUAAAUAAAAACAAAUUAAAAUACA